Molecule: messenger RNA, 372 nt
Organism: Tripterygium wilfordii
Lineage: Eukaryota; Viridiplantae; Streptophyta; Magnoliopsida; Celastrales; Celastraceae
Product: putative ubiquitin-like-specific protease 1B
Exons: 2
Coding region: 48-296 (82 amino acids)
Biological process (GO): proteolysis
Molecular function (GO): cysteine-type peptidase activity
Source: RefSeq, a predicted model, not a curated record
AUGAUCCCAAAAUUUCAAUCACCAGCAAGGAGGAUUGCAAUAAUCAUAUGAAACCGUUGAGGACUAUGUUGCCAUACAUCCUUCGUUUGGGUGGGAUUGAUGCAGGAGUCGCCCCAUGGCCUGCUCAUAGAUUGCAAGUUGUUCCUCAGCAAGAGACCGGGGGAGAUUGUGGGAUGUUCACAAUAAAAUUUAUAGAGGUAUUGAGUGCAGGAAUGCCAAUACAACUUAUUAAUCAGACAGACAUGAUGUUUUACAGGAGGAAAUUCGCAAUCGAGUCAUACGGACAACAUUUUUAACUUACUUUUGUAAAUAUUUAUUUUCAUCCUAUUAAAUUGUAUAUAACUCAGUGUAAUACAAAUAUUGGUUCGAGUA